AGUUCACGUAUAUAAGCUAGCCCGGUCCAUGUCCACACCCACUCGUACCUCCAUCAAGUCAUUGCAGCCGAGAGCUGACUCAUUUGGAGCUCCCUCCCUCCACGUCAUAGAGAAGUUCCGAGACACUGCCCUCCACUGCAGGAUUAUAUCUUGUAGAGAGGAGGGGUGAUCUGUUGAGGCAAGGAAAGAUAGAUCGAUGGAGUUUGCUGUAUCCGCAUUUGGCGUGGUAGCUAGCAUCGCCAUGUCCAAGCUCUGUACUGUGAUACGAAAAUUAUAUGGGAAGGCGAAGCUUGAUGCUACGUUCUUAAAAGAUGAGCUCGAGGCAAUCCGAGCUGCUAUCAUUCAACUUUGUUUCAGAGGUGGACCUGUUAGAUGUUUGCAGAUAGUAUGGAUAUCACAACUAAGGCGAUUGGCAUAUGACAUCGAAGACAGCAUAGACUGCUUCCAUGCCAACAAGCUGAGCCCCGAAGAAUUCGCCAUAAAGCUUGGUGAACUCAAGGAAAGGUCAUUGGAUACGACCGACCGGAUAAAAAGGUAUGGAUUCGCUGACCAAGGGUCUGCAGAAGGGUCUUCCGUUGUCACCAAUUAUCCUCCGGAUUUUCUUCUUGGCGACAAGAGUUGCCAUGACUGCUUGGUAUAUUUGUACUUGUUUCCUCCUAAUCAUCAUGUCAGGACUAAACCUCUAAUAAGGAGAUGGCUGGCUGAAGGUCUAGUACAACGAGAAGAUGCUGCAGUCGAUAAUUUGCAGUCCAUCAUUGACUCCAGUUACAUCGGUUCCAUCGAGAGAAGUAUCAAUGGGAAGGUGAAGAGGUGCAAAAGAACUCAUGAGACGCUAGAGGACAUCGCCAAACGGUCCUUGUCUGAGAAGUUCAUCCUGGUCUGUGACGGCACCGCCCAACUUCAGGAGGAAGAAGCCCGGAGGCUGUCUGUGCAUCCUUCUGGAAAUGUACAACUGAAUUUGCCUCAGGAUCUGCCUAGUCUCCGAACCUUAGCGGUAUUCCCUGCUGGUGCGGCGAGUCUCGCUAGUUAUGAAGAUGUUUUAGAUUUUUCCAGGUAUGGUCAAGUGCUGCGGGUGUUGGAUCUGAAAGAAUGUGCUCACCUGAGCGAUGAACAUAUUCAGGCUAUUUGCGAGCAGGUGCUGAUGAAAUAUUUGAGCAUCAAUUUGGGUAGCAUUGAUGAGAUUACAAGGGAUAUCGGGAAGCUGAAUCAGCUAGAGACCCUCGACCUGAGUGGAAGCCAGACUGUGACGGUGUUCAAAGAAGUCCUCAUGCUGCCCAAACUGAAGCACCUCAUUGGGAAGUUCCAGCUUUCUAAGAGAGAUACCUUUUGGGGACCUGUACCAUCAGAUGUAGAGAAGCUCCUGAGAGCUAACAGUAAGAUGGAGACGCUGGCAGGAUUUGUCAUGGGUAGGAGACCAGGAUUUCAACAACUGCUGAGUCUUAUGAGGCGGUUGCGGAAGGUGAAGAUAUGGUGCAAAACCAACGCAAGUUCAGAUAACCUGCUUGCUCUUUCAAAUGCCAUUUCGAAGUUCGUUCUUAAUGGGGCCACUGAACCUGAUCUUAAUCGGUCCCUAUGCAUUGACUUCGAAGAAGGCUCAAGAGAUCUCGUGCAUGAAAUAAUCGUCCCAGUCGGCGGCAAACUCGACUCCCUCAAGCUGCGCGCCACACUGGGCAAAUUUCCUCAGUUUGUUGCACACCUAGGUUGUAUAGAGGAGCUAUGCCUCUGGUCCACUGGUCUGAGCUGGGACGUUAUUCAAAAGGGUCUGAGCAACGUGAAGGGACUGAAAUAUCUCAAGCUUAUUGAAGAUGGCCUUGGGCGCAUCGACAUACUGUCUGUAGCUGGGCACCUCAAAGCCAUUGAGCGGCUUUACAUCGUGUGCAGGCAAACGCUGGAAGUAGCUAUCACAGCUGCCCCGCUGCCUCAUCUUGUGUCACUUCAUAUCCUCUGUCAAGAUCUGCAUUUCAUUACUGGAACAAGCGGCAUCGACAUCACGGGCAUGGCAAAACUGCAGGAAGUUGCGCUCCAUCCUCUUGUCGACGGAGCAAUCAGAGCUGGACUGCAACAAGCUGCAGAUGGCCAUUCUAAUAUGCAUCCGCCCAAAGUGAUGUUCCUCGAAUAUCCUCAAUAAUGGGGACUUAAUCAAACACGUGCAAAACGGCAAUACAGCGACGGAGCCACCUACCACUUUGCUUCCGGAUCCACGCAACAACUCAAGUGUCCUGUGAUCUAUUUUAUUAGUAGGUUUUUUCUUCCGCGAUAUUACAAAUAAGGUUUAAGUACCACAUUUUUCCUUUUGCGAGUGUAAGUACCAGUUAUUGUCCAAUUACCAUUUCCAAGUCACUCUGUGAAGUGCACCGAUUGUUGUAUAUUUUUAAUGUUCCAAAGCGAUGAAUCCUUACUCUUAUUGUAAACUUUAUUUUACUGAUUCCAAUCAAGAACUUUGUUCUUAUUUAAA
Molecule: messenger RNA, 2455 nt
Organism: Triticum aestivum (bread wheat)
Lineage: Eukaryota; Viridiplantae; Streptophyta; Magnoliopsida; Poales; Poaceae
Product: disease resistance protein RGA4-like
Exons: 3
Coding region: 197-2128 (643 amino acids)
Biological process (GO): defense response to other organism
Source: RefSeq, a predicted model, not a curated record